Messenger RNA from Sebastes umbrosus (honeycomb rockfish), 2651 nucleotides. It is a transcript of the gene cacng8a, whose product is annotated as calcium channel, voltage-dependent, gamma subunit 8a. Gene Ontology annotation, molecular function: channel regulator activity; voltage-gated calcium channel activity. The transcript has 6 exons. Gene Ontology annotation, biological process: neurotransmitter receptor internalization; transmission of nerve impulse; positive regulation of synaptic transmission, glutamatergic. The record is from RefSeq and is a predicted model, not a curated record. The coding region runs from base 418 to 1770 and encodes 450 amino acids. Gene Ontology annotation, cellular component: AMPA glutamate receptor complex; postsynaptic density membrane. Lineage: Eukaryota; Metazoa; Chordata; Actinopteri; Perciformes; Sebastidae.
AUAUCCCUCUCUCUCUCUGUAGAGGCAAAGCAGCUUCCCUUGUUUGACAGGGGGCUCGUUUUCUCCCGUCGGCAUCAGGUUUUGGAUAUUUGUUUAUUUGUUUAUCAGAGACAUAUCGUCAUUGUCAUUAGCUAAGAUGACUGCCAUGACAAUUCAAUGAGAGGAGAGGACGCCAAGUGAAGUAUCCCCCGCUCGCCAGAAAGGAGGGAAGGAGUGCUCCGAAAAAAUAAAGAGAGGAGAGGGAGAAGGAAGAAGAAUAGAAGAAGAAGAAGAGAGAGAAGAAAGAAGGAAAUAAGAAGAGAGGGAGAGGCAGAGGAGCAAAGGAUAAACGGUGGAUGGAGGCGGCUCGGACCGUGGGCUACGGAGCGCUCUUACACUGACGAAGAAGAAGAACAGCAGCAGCGGGGGGCAGAAGAGAUGGAGCAAAAGGCAGAAAACAUGCCCUCAGAUAUCAGUUUCCUUCCCCGCCCAGCGAUGGUAUGGUGUGAGCGGGGCAUCCAGGUGCUGCUGACCACCGUGGGGGCGUUCGCGGCCUUCGCCCUGAUGACGGUGGCUAUCGGUACGGACUACUGGCUGUACGCCCGCGCCUUCAUCUGCAACAGCACGGCCAACUCGUCCCAGGAGGACUCAAACAACAAAGACAAGAAAGACCCUGGGGCUCUCACCCACUCCGGCCUCUGGAGGAUCUGCUGCCUGGAAGGCUUGAAGCGAGGUGUGUGUUCCACGAUCAAUCAUUUCCCAGACGACGCAGACUACGACCAAGAUUCUGCAGAGUAUCUGCUCCGUGUGGUGCGAGCCUCCAGCAUCUUCCCCAUCCUCAGCGCCAUCCUGCUGCUGCUGGGUGGAGUGUGUGUUGCUUCCAGCGGCUUCUACAAGAGCAAAAGAAACAUCAUUCUCGGUGGAGGGAUUCUGUUUGUAGCUGCAGGCCUCAGCAACAUCAUCGGAGUGAUCGUGUACAUCUCGGCAGCACUGAGCGACAUCUCCCCCAAGAAAGAUGAGGACAAGAAGUGGCACUACUCCUACGGCUGGUCCUUCUACUUUGGCGGCCUGUCCUUCAUCCUGGCCGAGAUGGUGGGCGUCCUCGCUGUCAACAUUUACAUCGAGAAGAACAAGGAGCUGCGCUGCCGCUCUCGCACCGACCUCUUCAAGAGCACCACGCACGCCAUGCUCCGACUGCCCAGCUACCGCUUCCGACGGCGCUCCCGUUCCAGCUCGCGCUCCACUGACCCGCCACGCUCACAGGAGACCUCGCCCAUUGGCACCUCCAAGACCUUCAGCCUGCCACCCUCAGCUCCGCCCUUCUCUGUGGCCACUCUGCCCAACCCGCACCACACCAGCAGCGGUGGGAGUGGAGGGGGCGGCGACAUCUCCAUGUACACCCUGACGAGGGACUCCAAGCUGGGCAGCCUGGGAGGCGGCGCCCCACCUCUCUACGGCACGGUGGACCGCGCCACACUGUACCAGCUCCACAACUACUUCCCAAAAGAUUCCAGCGGCAGCGGCGGCGGAGGAGGAGGUGGAGCGGUGAUAAGCAGCGGCACACUCCCAUCUCACUCCAAGUCCAACUUGGCGGCAGCAGCGGCUGUUGCCCAAAACGCAGCACCGCUCAAUACUUCCACAUCAGCCGCCACAACAGCCCAGACAGCUCCGAUAUCUACAGCCACCAUGGAGAGGGACAGGGGCAACAUGGGAACCCUGGACCGACUGACGGCCAAACGGGACAGGGAUAGCAACUCAGACACACUGAACAGGAAAACUACGCCAGUUUAAACCUCAGAGAUGACACGUUAGAGAUAUCUGAGUUGAAAGAGAGGAAGAGUAGGGCUGAAAAUGUGUAGGUGAUACUUCAACGGUAAUGUUUCCGUCCUUGAGCCUGGGGUAUCUAGCUGCCAUAUUUACUUACUAACAUCAUCAACAGUCAUAGAAAACCUGACAUUAUGUGCAAAUUCAUGACAACUGCCUUAAAACGGUCAUGACUUUAGCUUCAAAACCUUGUUUGUAAGUUAAUUAUACAACAGUGGUGCAGUGGAGGCUUCAGCACGUCGUACAAAAUCCCACACGCACAACUGGGAGCUCCCAGUGAAACCAGUCUCCUGGUGCAUCAGUUGGGGGUUAAGUGCCCUGCUGACGAGGCCGUUAUUUACUCUCCCUUUCUACAUUUUGUCAGCCUUUAAGUACAAACUACUAAGCUUUGAUUUUUGAUAUGUAAGUCACGAGACAUCUAGGUUCAAACUGAACGGAAUCUGGUUUAAAAGUGAAAGUUUGUACACAUCUAGACGUCCAGUUUGAACCUGGAGACUGCCAAAUCAAUGCUUUCUGGUAUUCUGAAACAUAAUUAAUAAUAAAAUAGAAAAGUGUCCAGAUGGUAUAAGCCACAAUUCUCUGUUACAUUUAUAUUUUAAAUAGAACAGAGAGCCACAGACGGGUACAUUCAGCCAAGUAACAAGCUGCUCAGUGAUGAGUUGACUGCCAAUUCAAGGUCAACAGUAGCUACUUAACCUCUGGUCCCAAGAGAGUUACCUCAGCCAUAUCUAACCUACACACACACACACACACACACACACCAGAAGAGGCUGACACACUGUGAGCCUAUUUAUUUUUCAUUGUAUGUCAAAGGUAAUCACAGCGACAGAUGGGCAUUCUAGAGAAAG